Molecule: messenger RNA, 483 nt
Organism: Chaetomium strumarium
Lineage: Eukaryota; Fungi; Ascomycota; Sordariomycetes; Sordariales; Chaetomiaceae
Product: ribosomal protein L21e-domain-containing protein
Exons: 3
Coding region: 1-483 (160 amino acids)
Biological process (GO): translation
Cellular component (GO): ribosome; cytosolic large ribosomal subunit
Molecular function (GO): structural constituent of ribosome
Source: RefSeq, a predicted model, not a curated record
AUGGGUCACCCCGCAGGUCUCCGUGCUGGUACUAGAUACGCCUUCUCCCGGGGCUUCCGGGAGAAGGGUAUGAUCAGGCUCUCGACCUACCUGAGGCAGUACAAGGUUGGCGAUAUCGUCGACAUCAAGGUCAACGGUGCUGUCCAGAAGGGUAUGGCCCACAAGGUCUACCACGGCAAGACCGGCGUUAUCUACAACGUCACCAAGUCGGCAGUCGGUAUCAUCAUCUACAAGAAGGUCAAGCACCGGUACAUCGAGAAGCGCAUCAACGUCCGGAUCGAGCACAUCCAGCCGUCUCGGUCACGGGAUGACUUCCUCCGCCGGGUCAAGGAAAACGCCGAGCUCAGGAAGAAGGCCAAGGCCGAGGGCACACCGGUGCAACUGAAGAGGCAACCCGCCAUGCCGCGCGAGGCCCGGACAGUGUCGAUCGUCGAGAACAAGCCUGAGACCGUUGCGCCGGUUGCCUACGAGACCACGAUCUAA